This is a messenger RNA of Ciona intestinalis (vase tunicate), 2162 nucleotides long. Lineage: Eukaryota; Metazoa; Chordata; Ascidiacea; Phlebobranchia; Cionidae. The record is from RefSeq and is a predicted model, not a curated record.
CAGGUAAAAUCACAAUUUUGCAACUGUGUUAAAUUUUAAUGUGCUGCGUUUUUCUGAGAUGAUGACAUUCUAUCGAAAUUGUUUACAAUCUUGUAUACUGUUUCUUUACCUGGUGAACGAUGUGUAUGCAGUCGGGACAGGACGUUUAUGUGGAUUUAAUGCUACAGCCACCAUUGUCAGUGGGCGACUCAACUCACCUAACUGGCCCAACCAAUAUCCUGAGAGAAGUGAUUGCAAAUGGACAUUAACUACUACUUCCCGCAACCUACAUGUCAAAUUAACCAUCAGCAGAUUUUUCACCGAAGCAUGUUGUGACUAUCUUCAAAUCAAAGAUGACCAGGAUAAUGAACUUGCAAAACUAAAGGGUUCCUACUCUCAUAAAACAUAUACUGCACAAGUUCUUCACCUACAUUUCCAUUCAGAUGGUUCAGUACAAGGAAAAGGCUUUAAUGCUUCAUUUGUUGAAACAGCUGACCUACCUACAACAACACCUAUACCAACUACAACACCAGCGACAUCUUGUGGAUUUGAGGUACUAGCAACCGAUGUAGAGCAACUAUUAAAUUCACCAAACUGGCCGUCUAAUUACGAUAAUAGCCAAGACUGUCGGUGGUCUUUGACCGCUUCUGUUGGAAAAUUUGUUCAAUUUAACCUUCACGAGUUUUUAACAGAGAGUUGCUGUGAUUACUUGCAGAUCAGAGAUGGCCAGGACAAUGAACUUGCGAAACUAAAGGGUUCCUACUCUCAUAAAACAUAUACUGCACAAGUUCUCCACCUACAUUUCUAUUCAGAUGGUUCAGUACAAAAAAAAGGCUUCAAUGCUUCAUUUGUUGAAACAGCUGACCUACUAACAACAACACCUAUACCAACUACAACACCAGGUUGUUUAUCAUUUGGUCUCGACCUUAUGUUUCUAUUGGAUGGUUCAGACUCAUUGAACACAAUUGAUUUUGAAUAUUCAAUAAAUUUUGUGAAGCAAGUUUCUGACACAUUUAAUUUGAAUCAAACCAGAAUUGGUAUUAUGCAAUUUUCACAUUGGUUCAGUGACAGAGAAGCAUCUAGACAAGAGUAUUUAAAAACAGAAAUUGAAUUGGGACAAUAUUCAUCUAAUGCUCAAUUUAAUUUGAUAGCAGAAAAGAUUAGACAUCAUCACAGAAGUACAGCGUAUACAGCACAUGCUAUAGAGCAAGCAAUAAUGAAUGAUCUUGCUGGAUCCGAAAGAUUUCAUGACCCAUGCAGGAAAAAGGCAAUCGUCGUGGUAACAGGGGGGUCAGCAACAGACAGUUCUCAUUUACGAAGUGUUGCAAACAAAGCAAGCGAAAGACAGAUCGUCUUAAUUGCUGUUGGUGUAAAUAAAUAUUCUCUCAUACAGCUUAGGCAAAUAACACAGAGCAGAAUUGACAGUACUGAGAAUGUACAUGUAAUACAAGAUUUUGAUCGACUUCAUGAGCUUGUGCCAGAUGUUAGUCAUGAUUUGCAUAGAUUGCAAAAUAUGCCAUAAAUUACUCUAUAUUUCAGCCACAUCUCAAUGGAAUCCACCCUUGUUUCUAACUCCACCACAUUUUAACUGCUUUGUAUAACAUUCACAAUCAUCCAUUAAUUUUUGAACUCCAUCUCCAAGAAGUCGAAUCAGCCACCCUUAUGACCAGUGUCAACUUGUUAACAGUUAUAACAGUGCUUAUUAUAUGAUUAGUCCGACGCCGUAGCAUAGUUGGUUAGUGAGCCUGCCUCCAACCCAGAGGUAAUGGGUUGUUGCUGCUGCCAUUGUGGGUGUAUGUGUCCUUGGGCAAGACGCAAUUUAUCCAACCCAGUGGUUACUAAUGGGUUGUCUAAAUUAUCAGACACAUAUAAAAACCAUCCUCCCAAAGUAAUCACCCGCAAAGUACAACACACAUGGUAGCUCGUAAGCUGGCACGAGGUGUAUGAAACAGAACACCUGUGUUAUAACAAUUAUUGUUUUCUGGCCACACAAGCAUAAAGUAAGUUACAUUCAUUCAUAACCUGUUGGAGUUUAAGGAUUCGAGUACCCAGCAUCAGGCUUCCGAGUUAUGUGCAUUUUUAUAAAAGACAUACACCCAAACUGUUGUUGUCCAAACCCAGUGAUCACUAAUGUGUCAUCCAAAUUUUUGCCAUGAAUACAAAUAAAAGUAUAUCAUUUUAAA